Globicephala melas (long-finned pilot whale) is the source of this 1686-nucleotide messenger RNA. It is a transcript of the gene MED28, whose product is annotated as mediator complex subunit 28. The record is from RefSeq and is a predicted model, not a curated record. Gene Ontology annotation, cellular component: mediator complex. Lineage: Eukaryota; Metazoa; Chordata; Mammalia; Artiodactyla; Delphinidae.
CGCAGUGAGCCUCUUAGCCGCCAUUUUAGAAAUGGCGGCUCCACUAGGAGGCAUGUUCUCCGGGCAGCCACCGGGACCUCCGCCACCCCCGCCGGGCCUCUUGGCCCAGGCUUCGCUUCUUCAGGCCACACCAGGCGUUCCGAGGACUUCUAACAGUACCUUGGUGGACGAGUUGGAGUCAUCGUUCGAGGCUUGUUUUGCUUCUCUGGUGAGUCAGGAUUAUGUCAAUGGUACAGAUCAGGAAGAAAUUCGAACUGGUGUUGAUCAGUGUAUCCAGAAAUUUCUAGAUAUUGCGAGACAGACAGAAUGUUUUUUCCUACAAAAAAGAUUGCAGUUAUCUGUCCAGAAACCAGAGCAAGUUAUCAAAGAGGAUGUCUCGGAACUGAGGAACGAAUUACAGCGAAAGGAUGCUCUGGUCCAGAAGCACUUAACAAAACUGAGACAUUGGCAGCAGGUGCUGGAGGACAUCAACAUGCAGCACAAAAAGCCAGCCGACAUCCCUCAGGGUUCCCUGGCCUACCUCGAGCAGGCAUCUGCAAAUAUCCCUGCACCGAUGAAGCAAACCUGAGGAAAAGCCACCUGAACAUGAGCUGGUGGCUGAGUCAGCCCAGACACAGUUUUGCCAAACCUCACUUCUUGUAGACAUGACAUUUUGGGAGAACUCUUUGCCAGAGAGUGAGAUGAUUUAGUUUUGCGCUCUCAUCUAAAAAUUUCCCCCUAUUUUUAUAAGCGUUAUUUCUGGAGUACUUUAUAAAAUGCUUAUUGCUUUGGUAAACCAAGUGUAUCGUCUUUAGCAAAAUUUAAGACUGUUAAUAUGAUGCCGUUUACAGAUUCCUUUUUAUGUUUUUGUUUUUUGCUGCUUGUUUUUAUUUUUGUAUGAGUGCUUAUCUCUCUGUUUCCAGUUUUAGAUUAUUUUGUAUGAUCUGAGGGGAAAAGCUUGUAUGAUCUGAUCUGCAUAUCAAAGGAUGAGGAUUUUGGUUGUAGGCCUUUUAUGAUAAUUUACCUAUCAGUGGCAGUAUAUAAAAAUAUGUAAAUUUGCUGUUUUUCAAGACUGAACUACCUAAAGAAGAGGAGUCUAAUGCAACGAUGUAACACUUCCAGAACCUCAGCAUGAGGAUAUUUUGUAAAUAGGUUGGAAGAGGAUUAUAAUAUCAUAGGUUAGUGUAAUAACUGUUACUGUACUGCAGUAACUAGUGCUAUAGGAAUCCAGCAGUAUCCUUAAUGUUGACUUUUUUUUUUUUUUUUGUGGUAUGCGGACCUCUCACUGCUGUGGCCUCUCCCGUUGCGGAGCACAGGCUCCGGACGCGCAGGCUCAGCGGCCAUGGCCCACGGGCCCAGCCACUCCGCAGCAUGUGGAAUCUUCCCGGACUGGGGCACGAACCCGUGUCCCCUGCAUCGGCAGGCAGACUGUCAACCACUGCACCACCAGGGAAGCCCCCUUAAUGUUGACUUUUAUUUGGGGUGAGUUUAUAUUUUGUGUAGUGUUCAUUUACUUUUGGGGGAGGGUAGGAGCAGUGAUAUUUAAAAAUUUAUGUUAUUGGGCCAUAUGUUUUGAUUAGGUAGUAAAUUUACUUUUAAAUUGUGAGUCUGAGUUGUAAUUGCAUUUCUCUCAAAAUGACAUAAGUGCGUGAGCAGCUACGUUUUAUUUUUUUAUUUUAUUCUAAUUAAUUAUUUUUAACAUCUGUA